Molecule: messenger RNA, 603 nt
Organism: Cotesia congregata
Lineage: Eukaryota; Metazoa; Arthropoda; Insecta; Hymenoptera; Braconidae
Source: the annotation of a GenBank genome assembly
AUGUAUAACUGUAACUACCCAAGCAAGAACUUUAUCCGGCUAUUAUACUGGGAAGAAAAGAAACAUCUGCUGUGCCGAGAGCUCAAAGAAAUAAAUUUUUUUUUUUCUCGCAGGUAUCCAUCGCAAGUAUUUGUGGGCGAUACAUUCUGCUAUUUCUCUGGAAUGACAUUUGCAGUUGUUGGAAUAAUUGGACAUUUCAGUAAAACGGUUUUAUUAUUUUUUAUUCCACAAGUUAUUAACUUUUUAUACAGCGUACCUCAACUCUUUCAUCUAGUGCCAUGUCCGCGACAUCGGUUACCAAGAUUCAACAGAGAGACUGGCAAGUUAGAUCCAAGUGUCACGACAUUUCAUAAAUCCCAAUUAAAUAAAUUGGCUAAAUUUAUUAUGGGACUGCUUCGAUUAUUUAAAUUAGUAAAAUGGGAAGAGGAUAAAGACGGUGUCGUUAUUUGUAAUAAUUUAACCCUAAUAAAUUUAAUACUUAUUACAUUUGGUUCAAGAAAAGAAUCAAAUUUAACUGCAAUUUUAUUAAUAUUCCAGGUGAUUUGUACAGCUGUUGCAUUUUCAAUAAGAUAUCCUUUGGCUUCACUAUUUUACGACGUAUAA